Nestor notabilis (Kea) is the source of this 1534-nucleotide messenger RNA. It is a transcript of the gene AATF, whose product is annotated as apoptosis antagonizing transcription factor. NCBI's taxonomy places the organism in Eukaryota, Metazoa, Chordata, Aves, Psittaciformes, Psittacidae. The transcript has 10 exons. Gene Ontology annotation, biological process: regulation of transcription by RNA polymerase II. Gene Ontology annotation, cellular component: nucleus; nucleolus. The record is from RefSeq and is a predicted model, not a curated record. The annotation marks the transcript as partial.
CUACAGUUGCCAAAGUGAUUGACAGAUUUGAGGAUGAAACUGCAGAUGACAUUUUCCCUGUUGGUAACAUACGGAAAAGAGCUUCAGCCUCUCUCUUGGAAGAUGAUAAAAGAUACAGUGGAAAAGCUACAUCUCGCAAAGCUUUGCAAGAGGAGCUCUGGGGAGAUGCUCUGUCUGAAGAAGGAUCUGCUGAAGAUGCAUUAGAUGACUGGUACAGUGGCAGUGAGGAUUCAGAAGAGAAUGGCAGCUUAGGCACGAAAACAAAGGAGAAGCUGGGCAGUGCUGGCAGUGACCAGGAGGAUGACUUGGAAGAUGAUGAAGAGACAGAUCCGUCUGCUGAGACCAAGGAAUCAAAGUUCAGUUUCCAGAACAUCUCAGACUUUGGGAAAUUUACAGAGGGGAUGGAUGAUGUUGGAAGUAGUGAAGGGGAAGAUGAAGAUGAUGCCAGCAUGGAAGAAGGAAGUGAUGAGGAGGAAUAUGAGGGUGAAAACCAUGACAAUGUAAAAGAAACCACAGACCACGAAGAUGAUGGGGGGGUGAUGACUUUCUCAAAAGGACAAGAGACUGAAGAAGCAGAAAAAGGAAAAGCUGUGAAGAACCAGCUAGCACUGUGGGAUCAACUACUGGAGGGGAGAAUCAAGAUGCAGAAGGCGCUUGUAACAGUCAACCGGCUUCCACAGCCAGAUACUUACCCAGCCUUCAGGAAGGAAGGUGGACAGGAGUUUGACAACGCUGUUGAGAACUGUUGUAAAGCCGUGGAGGCAUUGAUGAAUGUAUUAGUGGAGCUUCAGGAUGAGCUGCUUUAUCAAUACCCAGGCACUAGGCAUCUGGUGGAUGGAAAGCAAUCAAAAACUGAGAGUGAUGAUGAAAUCCCUAGCAGUAGUGAUGAAGAGCAAGUGGAUAAGGCUCAGGAGAAGAGGAGGAGCCUCCCCAAGCGAAAGCUGAAGCUGGAGGAGUGCCCAGAGUUCAUAGCCAAGCGCUAUGCUGACUUCAGGACCUACCGGAACAACGUCCUGCAGAAGUGGCAUGAGAAGACAAAGCUGGCAUCUGGCAAAGUGGGAAAGGGUUUCGGUGCCUUUGAGCGUUCAAUCUUGACUCAGAUUGAUCAUAUUAUGAUGGACAAAGAGAGAUUACUACGGCGGACACAGACCAAGCGAUCCGUGUAUACAGUGCUGGGGAAGCAGGAACAGGAAUCUCAUCCCAUCCCUGAGUCUUUGCCUGAAAAUUCGGAAGUCCUCCCUGAGUCAGAUUCCAACAGGCACCUGAAGGACAUAGAUGAGGAGAUAUUUGACGACGAUGACUUUUAUCACCAGCUCCUUCGGGAAUUUAUAGAACGUAAAACCACUUCACUGGACCCCAAUGACCAGGUAGCAAUGGGAAGGCAGUGGCUGGCCAUCCAGAAGUUACGAAGCAAAAUAAAGAAGAAGGUGGACAGAAAAGCCAGUAAAGGAAGGAGAAUCAGGUAUCAUGUCCAUAGCAAGCUGGUGAGCUUCAUGGCACCUAUUGACCACUGUACAAUGAAUGAUGAUGCCAG